Cydia amplana is the source of this 1279-nucleotide messenger RNA. RefSeq lists its product as uncharacterized. The record is from RefSeq and is a predicted model, not a curated record. The coding region runs from base 119 to 1279 and encodes 386 amino acids. The transcript has 3 exons. Lineage: Eukaryota; Metazoa; Arthropoda; Insecta; Lepidoptera; Tortricidae.
CACAGAAAACACUAUGGCAAAUUGUUAAUGGACACACUGGUAGGAAGUCAUCUAAACACGAACAAAACUUAAGUACUCAUGUUUAGACGUUAUUCGUCAAGCCCUAAAAAAUAUACUGAUGGCUAAGGAAAACCAAUGUCAUGUCGCAAUAAUAUUAUGUGAUAUGACACGGGCAUUCGACCUCUGUAAUCACAACGUACUCGAAAAAAAACUUGAGCAUAUUGGUAUCCGCGGCCCUAGCCUUAAGUUAAUGCUGGACUUCCUGCGCCAGCGACACCAAUGCGUCGCUAUAAAUAAUGGACGCACUAAAUCUGAUAGCGGGAAUAUCGAUAUCGGCGUUCCCCAGGGUUCGUCUUUAGCGAAUUUGUGCUUUCUUAUCCAGGUAAACGAUUUACCUAAAAUCGUAAAUGGUGAAAUGUAUAUCUUUGCUGACGACGCCUGUGACAUUAUAAACGCUAACACAAUUCCGUCUCUUGAGAAUAUUAUAGCCUCAGAGAUAUGUAGAUUACAGGGUUGGUUCACCGCUAAUGGUUUAGUCUUAAACCUACACAAAACACAAGUGAUGCACAUAUGCCUAGGAGGUAGGCCCCCGCGCCCACUAAGUGUCAACGUGGACGGCGCCGUCCUUCCUCAGGUAAAUAGUACCAAGUUCCUAGGCGUGACCUUGGACGCGGCCUUGAAGUGGAACGUGCAUAUAGAUGUCGUGUGUGGCAAGUUGUCUGGUGCAUGUUUCGCAUUAAGCAGGUUGGCGCGAAUCUUGCCUCACCAGCAGCUAAGGACUAGCUACUUCUCGCUGUUCCAUUCGGUGAUGUGCUACGGCCUAGAAUUCUGGGGCACAGCCGCGGAAUGGCAGCGUGUAUUCAUUUUACAAAAACGUGCAGUACGGAUCAUAUCAUAUGCCCCACACGGAACCCCCGCUAGGCAACUAUUCAUAAAUACCAACAUAAUGACACUCACAUCACAAUAUCUAUUUUACAUAAUUAAAUAUAUUAGAAAAAACAUACACCUAUUUCCAAUAAAGACAUUUAAAAGUUCACGUAUUACACAAAAACACAAAAAUAUGUUGGACUCGACAUGUUGUCGACUUGCAAAAUCCAAUAAAACGGUAUCUAUUGCGGGGCCAGGUAUCUAUAAUAAACUACCCGACAACAUUAAAAAUAUUGAAAAUGACCUGACAUUCCACUCUCAGUUAAAAAAAUGGCUCACUAGAAAUGCCUUUUAUGACAUCCCGUGCGCCUCGCUCACGCCUAUACAUACCUAUACGAACAAGUAUGAGUGA